AUGCCACCGCGGGUACCCGUCUCAUCGCUCCGGCGACAAGCCCUGCGAUGCCCAUAUGAACUUCGGAUUGCCAGGCUUGCCAGCACCGCUGCGGCGGCCAUCACACCAGCUGCGCCAAUUGAGCAAAUGACACGCUCGCCAGCCCCAAUUGCGCGUACUCCUCCCACUCAGCCACCAUCGCAUCGCAGUCCUGAAUAUCGCCGGUCCCAACUUCUGCGGCAAUACACCUCCCUCCUCCGCACCUCCCCUCUCAUGGUGCUUUUCCAACACAACAACCUGAAGUCCACGGAAUGGGCCGCCAUUCGACGAGAGUUGACCAAGGCCUUGCGGAAGGUUGAUGAGAAGAUUGCCGCUGAGGGUCGGACAUCUCCGGAACUGGCUUCCUACAUCAAGUUGCAAACUGUCCAAAACAGCAUUUUCGAGGUGGCCCUGCGCAUCGUCGAAUACUUCCGACCUAGCGAGGCCGCGUUGGCUGCCGGCAACCCCCCUAGCGCCGUCGACCCCGUCACUCAGACUUCUGCCGAAAUCCCUGCUGUCUCUGGCUCCAGGGAUGACCCUUCCCUGACCCACGACUUGUCUCGCGCUGCUCACAUUGCGGUGAAGAACAUGAAGGGCAAACACGAGCUUGCCGAGAUCCUCACUGGCCCUGUGGCCAUUCUCUCCAUUCCCACUGUCUCCCCCGAACAUAUGAAGGCGGCACUCUCGAUCCUCACGCCCAAGGAAGCCGGAUUCCCUGCACCCACUCGCAAGGGCAACCCGGACUACCAUGACCCCGUUGUCCAGAUCGGUCUACAGAAGCUGAACCUACUAGGUGCUCGCGUUGACGGCAAGGUGUUCGACAUCGCCGAGACCAAGUGGGUAGGCAGCAUCGAGGGUGGCAUGGAUGGCCUCCGCUCCCAGCUUGUCAUGGCUUUACAGAGUAUGGGCUCCAGCGUUACCAACACUUUGGAGGGAGCCGGUAAGAGCCUUUACUUCACCAUGGAGAGCCGAAGAAGUGUUUUGGAGGACGAGCAGAAGGGCGAGGGCGAGAAGAGCGAAUCGUCCUAG
Messenger RNA from Penicillium cinerascens, 1047 nucleotides. RefSeq names its product mitochondrial 54S ribosomal protein uL10m. Gene Ontology annotation, biological process: translation. The record is from RefSeq and is a predicted model, not a curated record. NCBI's taxonomy places the organism in Eukaryota, Fungi, Ascomycota, Eurotiomycetes, Eurotiales, Aspergillaceae. Bases 1 to 1047 code for a protein of 348 amino acids. The transcript has a single exon. Gene Ontology annotation, molecular function: structural constituent of ribosome. Gene Ontology annotation, cellular component: mitochondrial large ribosomal subunit.